Messenger RNA from Terrapene triunguis (Three-toed box turtle), 8955 nucleotides. RefSeq names its product otogelin like (gene OTOGL). Gene Ontology annotation, cellular component: extracellular matrix. The record is from RefSeq and is a predicted model, not a curated record. NCBI's taxonomy places the organism in Eukaryota, Metazoa, Chordata, Testudines, Emydidae. The transcript has 48 exons. Gene Ontology annotation, biological process: L-arabinose metabolic process. The coding region runs from base 1 to 8757 and encodes 2918 amino acids. Gene Ontology annotation, molecular function: protein binding; alpha-L-arabinofuranosidase activity.
AUGAAUAUUGUGGGAAAACUCAAUUUAAUGAUACCCUGGAGCAUAUUCUUGGUUCAUUCUCUGCUGUUCUCUUUGCAAGGAUCCUAUUGCGAGUUUUCUCUUUUGAGAAGAACACCAAGAAACCAGUUUAAUGCAACUCGACAGAAAAGAGAUCUCUUAGCAGCUGAGACUGGAGCAGAUUCUGCUGGGUCUCACCUUCAUGGGGACCUUACUCAGGGUCAAAGUCCAUCAGGAGUCUCUUGUCCUCAAGAAUGCCUUAAUGGAGCAGUUUGUACAGAGGCGGGUGUAUGUGAUUGUCAGAUGUUUCAGGCUCAUGGUAAAAGGUGCCAAAUUGUACCUAAUGAUGGCAAGGAUCGAGAUGGAAUUUGCAAAUCAUGGGGACAGUAUCACUUUGAAACAUUUGAUGGCAUCUACUACUAUUUCCCAGGAAAUUGUUCCUACAUUUUUGCAAAAGAUUGCAGUGCUCCAGAACCUCAGUACACUGUAUGGGUUCAUAACAGCCCCCAGUGUGAUGGUUCGGUGUAUUCUUGUCUGCGGUCAAUCAGCUUAUUUUUUUCAAGCCAGGAUGAAAUAGUUGUUGUGGGACAUGAAGUAAGAAAAGAAGGAAUCAGAUUGACAUUGCCUCAGACAAUUGGAAAUGUUUUCAUUGAGAGGCUGGCCGACUAUAUUCUGGUGAAAACUACCUUUGGUUUUUCUCUUGCUUGGGACGGAAGCUCUGGUAUUUAUAUUAAACUGACAGAAGAACAUAAAGGGAAACCUUGUGGCCUGUGUGGAAAUUAUAAUGGCAAUAAAUCUGAUGAUCUGAUAAUACAAAAUAUAGGUGAAUAUACAGAAGACAUUGCUGUAUUUGCAAACAGUUGGUCUAUACAAACCCCAGAUGAUGCAAUUUGUGUGACUACUGCCUCAGAUUUUUCUAGUCCAUGUUCGACUGACACAGAGUCCUCCGAGGCUAUAUUCUUCAAAUGCCAAAUACUCCUACAGUUUCCUUUUCUCAGCUGUCAUGAAAACGUAGACCCUUAUUCAUAUAUUUCUAGCUGCAUGAAUGACCUUUGCAGAGUGGAUGAUGAUGAAACUUACUGCCGAGCAGUGACAGAGUAUGCUAGAGCAUGCUCACAUGCAGGCUACCCCGUACGGGACUGGAGGGAGGAUUUUCUUGCCUGCUCUGAAAAGUGUGAAGACAGUUUUGUCCAUCGGGAUUGCAUUAGUUGUUGCCCCCCAACCUGCACAUUUGAAAAGGAUUGUCUUGGCAGCAACCUCCAUUGCUUAGAUGGCUGUUACUGUCCAGAUGGUCUCGUUAUGGACAAUGGAACUUGUAUCUCUGUGUCAAAUUGUCCUUGUAUUUAUCAUGGGAAAGCCUUCUCUGCCGGCUCAAAAAUUGAACAAGAAUGCAGUCAGUGUACUUGUACUGGUGGCAUUUGGAACUGCACUGAACACGACUGUCCAGCUGAGUGCACCAUCGUAGGUGACUCUCAUUUCACAACGUUUGAUGGUCGUCAUUAUACCUUUCUUGGGAUUUGUCAGUAUAUUCUGGUAAAAGGCACUGGGAAAGACAAAUUCACAAUCACUUUACAGAAAGCUCCAUGUGAUCAGAACCUCGACUGUGGCUGCAUCCAGUCUGUAACACUAGUUCUUGAAGAUGAUAUGAGUAAACAAGUGACUCUUACCAGGGAUGGUGAAGUCCAAACUGGCCCUAGCCAGGGUUUUAACUUUAAUGGGGACAUUGAAAUUCGGAACCUGUCUUCUUUGUUUGUGCAGCUGAAAACUAGAUUUGGUUUAAAGAUUCAAUUUGCUAAAGAUGGGCAGAGACUUUAUAUACAAGUCAAUACCAGCUGGAAAAGAAGAACACUAGGUCUAUGUGGAACUUUUAAUGGGAACUUAAGAGAUGAUUUUCUUUCUCCAGCAGGGAUGAUUGAAGGAACCCCUCAGCUUCAUGCCAAUGCAUGGAAGGUUUCCUCAGCUUGUUUUGCGCCUGUCAACAUUCCUGUGGUUGAUCCUUGCAACAUUAAUCAACAAAAUGUUGGCUAUGCAUCCCACUGUGAUAUCAUCAAUCAAGAACUUUUUGCUCCAUGUCACCCAUACAUCAGUCCAGGAUUAUACUACCAGCUGUGCCGGUUUGAUGCCUGUAAAUGUGGAAGCAGCUGUUUGUGUAAUGCACUUGCACACUAUGCCUAUAUCUGUAGCAAGCAUGGAAUUGCUAUUGAUUUCAGAUCUCAAGUUUCAUACUGUGCUCUAGUGUGCCGAAGUGGUAUGCUGUAUCAUCGGUGCUCUUCUUUUUGCAAACACUCCUGUUCUUCCCUUUCUGCCCCGCAUGUGUGUAAUGAUGACUGUGCUGAAGGAUGCAAUUGUCCUGAUGGCAAAUACUUUGAAGAAUCAAUCAACUUUUGUGUGCCAAUAUCUAGCUGUCGUUGCUAUUACAAAGGCAGAAGUUUCCAGCCUGCGGAAAUCCUGCCCACACCGUCAGGCUCUUGCCAGUGUUUGAAUGGAACAAUGAAAUGCACUGAAACUGCUACAACUGCAGUUCACACAUGCCCUGAAGGAAAAAUCUACUAUGACUGCAGAUAUCCGGUGCCUGGCUUACCAGCAGCUGGUGUGAACUGUGAGAUCUCUUGUGCAAACCUUGCCAUGAACUUCACCUGUGUGCCAUCACCACCAUGUGCAAGUGGUUGUAUCUGCCCCCCAGGGAUGGCAGAGCAUAAAGGGAACUGUUAUGUUCCUGAUAGUUGUCCAUGUACCUGGAAAGAUUGGGAGUAUCUGUCCGGAGAAGUGAUAGCUACACCUUGCUAUACCUGUGUUUGCCGGCGAGGGAUAUUCACAUGCACCAGUUAUCCUUGUCCUGCUGUGUGUACAGUUUACGGGGAUCGACAUUAUUAUACUUUUGAUGGGUUGGAAUAUGAUUACGUCAGUGACUGCCAAGCUUAUUUAGUGAAGAGUACAGACAACUCAAAUGUAUCUGUAAUUGCCCAGAACAAGAAGUGCUUUGACAAUGACAUUGUUUGCUCUAAGAGCGUUUUGAUCUCUGUUGGAGACACUGAGAUUUAUUUUAGUGAACCUUCUGACAAACAGAGGACCGCAAGGGGACGGGAAAAAAACCCAACAUAUCAGCUUUGGAAGGCUGGAUAUUAUACAGUGGUACACUUUCCAGAACAGGAAAUUACAAUCCUGUGGGACAAGAAGACAACGAUACAUGUCAAAGUUGGACCUCGGUGGAAGGGUAAAUUAGCAGGUUUGUGUGGAAAUUUUGAUAAAUAUACUUCAAAUGAUCUGACUACAUCAAACAACAUGGAAGUGAGAAAUGCUCAGGUUUUUGGAGAGAGCUGGGCAAUAGGACAGUGUAAAAGCCCAAAUGAAACCAUAAAGCCAUGUGAGGUGCAUCAGAGCAAGUUCCCCUAUGCCAAAAGGGAAUGCUCAAUUUUGUACAGUGAUGUUUUUGCCCCUUGUCGAAAUGUGAUUGAUGUGACUUCAUUUGUCAAAAAUUGCCAUACAGACACAUGUAAUUGUAAUCUUGGUGGGGACUGUGAGUGUUUGUGUACAAGCAUUGCAGCUUAUGCUUACAAAUGCUGCCAGCAGGGUGCAGCAAUUCAUUGGAGAUCUCCCUCUGUCUGUCCUUAUAAUUGUGAAUAUUACAACCAAGGCCUUGGAGAAGGACCAUAUAUUUUGGCAAGUUAUGGACAGAAUGAUACUGUUAUAGGAGCUAACAUUACCAGCAGAAAGCUAUUUCCUUUGCCUAGAAUCAGUACAUAUGAAAAUGUGGGAUUUAGUUUUAUGAUAACUCCUGGCCUUUUCAAAGAUAAAGACUUAUCUCUGUCUCUUGUUUCCCUUGAGUCUGCUGAAAGACCAAACUAUUUCCUGUAUGUCCAUGACAAUGAAACUGUUACUUUGGAACAGUGGGCAGCAAAUUCUUCAUUUCGUAGAAGAGCUACAUUUUUCCACCAUCAAGGCCUCUGGAUUCCAGAUUAUAGCGCAUUUGAACUUCACAACAAGAAAGGCUUUUUCAUUAUAUUGACAGCUUCUGGCAUUAAAGUGUCAAAAUAUGAUGAUUCAGAAGAAUUCAAACGUACAAGUAGCUUUAGCAUUGAAGAUCUCCAUGCAUCAGUGCCUUACAGGAGGAUGUGUGAAUGGAGAUAUGAACCUUGUGCUAGCCCCUGUUUUAAAACAUGUAGUGAUCCUGAAGGAGUAGAAUGUAAAUUUCUUCCACCGGUUGAAGGAUGCUUACCAUAUUGUCCUAAAAAUAUGAUCCUUGAUGAGGUGACACUUAAAUGUGUUUAUCCAGAAGACUGCAUACCUGUGACACCUACAGAGCUGGCAGCUGGAACAAAAACCCAGAGGACAAGGCCCACUGCAUUAAUCUCUCCUACAAUUGUUACUACAGAGAGAUUUCCUCAGCUGCCCCCUAUAUUUGUUACUGCAGAAGCUGAAGCUGAGCCUAGUCAUACAAUUGUAACUACCAAAAUAACCACAAAGAUAGACGCAACUUUAAGAGGAGCAAACACUACAGCAGAAACUUUGUCAGACUUUCAUUCACUGGCAUCACCUCAUACAACUACUUAUUUAACUUAUUCAUUACCUGUUUCAAGUACAAUGCAAUCUUCCAAAGUAACCCACAGCACAGCAAGCCUGUCUGUACUGCCCAAGCCCGUAUCUUCAACAGAUUUUCCAGCUACUCUUCAGACAUCAGCAGCGACAUUAAAAACAUCCCCUACUGUAAGUCCGACAGUGUUUAUAACCUCACCCAUUACUAUGGCAGUUCCAUCAACACCUUCUUUUACUCUGCUAACUGCAAGUCCUGUUCCUAGACAUUCUACAUUACCAAUGCCCACUUCCUUAGUGGUAACACCAUUUUCACUUGAAACAGGAACUGCAUCCUCUUCCACAGCAUUAGCAAGUUUAUCUCCUGGACCAGCCUUUGUCACUACUGAAGUACCUACAAGGAUCUGGGGAACCAGAAGACCUUCCACAAGCCAUUCACAACUGCCACAAACAUCCACAGAAUUUCCUUCAUCUGCUUCAUUAACUGGAAGAACAUCUUUUUCAAGUCCCACAUUCUUUACAAGCUCACAAUUAAUAUUAACUGCAUCUACUUCACCACUAUCUACUAUGACUGAAAGAACAAGGUCUACUAUGGUUCAACCUAUAGUUCACCCAGCUUCUGUUUAUGCCCCAACUUCAACUGUUUUUCAAACUCCCAUGGCUACUUCUAGAUUUACUAGCUUUGAAACUAGUCCUCCUCAGUUAAUCACAGCUUCAUACUUGGUGGCAACUCCACCCACCUCCCAAACUACUUCAUCAUCUUUAAGAACAACCAGUUCUUUAACUAGAACUUCACUACCUACAUUUUUAUCUUCAAUGGACAUUUCAGUGACUCCCUCCAAACAUAUAGUUCCAUUAAGCACAGACACUGUUUCCACUAUUCCACCUAUAAUAACUGAAACUUCAUCUCCAGUUGCUUCUCAAAUUCCUACAACCAUGAGAACAACGUGGUCUUCUUUGAGUCCCCUUGUAACACACACAAUGUCUACAUUAAUGCCUCCUCCAAUUACAUCCCCCAAGCCCAAAGCAACGAGAGAAGUCACAGUUGUCUCAAAGAGUCUUUUCUUAGAACCUUCCACUACUUCAGUAUCUCUUCUAGCCACUCCUCAAAUCUCUGAGGUAUCUGUAACAAGUACAAUCUCAACAGAAAGUAAAUAUGCACUACACACUGAUGCAUUUCCAAUAUCGACUAUUUCUAAAAGGUUGACUGCAUCCAUUAGUUCUACAGCCUUCCCUUUCAGUACACCUGUAUUUCCCAUAAAUGCCACAUUAGCUACUUAUCAAAUGGCAAGAACCACUUCAAAAAUAACAGAGUACCCUAUCAGUCCACAUUCAGAAUUCAAAACUUCCUCUGUGGUACGAAGUACUGACACUUCUCUAACUUCUAGAGAACUAUCAGGAGCUAUAUUGUCUUUUACAAUGUUGUUGUCAUCAGCAAGACCAUCUGUUUCACAAACCUCUGCCAUGACAUCCCAUACAACAAGUUCUUCAGUGAUUCCCACAGUAAACAGGACAUCUGCUUUGAUAUCAAAUGUAACUCUUACCCAAUCACCCAUUGUAUCCAUGGGUACACAAGAAACCUCAAAAAGCCCACAUACGGAACUGGCAACCUCUCUCUCGGGUAUUGCUACAUUAACUUUAGACACAAACAUUUACAUAAGUCCUUCAGCAGUGCCUAAAACGUCAUUUGCAUUACCACAUUUAUUAACUUCUAAAACGCCGAAAGUCACUUUGGAAAGCUAUUCCAGUAUAUUCACUACUACAUCUUCACCCUCUUCAGAGACCUCCCAUGUAUCUACUGUAUCAUUAGGAACAAAUAUAUCAUCAUUAAGUCCUUCCACAGAAUCUGAAACAAGAACUUUUGUACCCACUGAAAUAGUCACUCACUCCACAGUGCCAUCGGCAGCACUGACCAUGAGCACAGCUUUGAGUACUACAUCCUUAGUGCCAACUUAUGUCACUAUGAAAACAUCAGUUAGUCCUUCAAUAACUUUAUUAGUUACUCCUGCUGCCACCAUAGCCCCUAGUGUUACUGCAAAAACCACUGAAUCUUCUGUUACUCAUAUUGAGCUUUACACAGCCUCUAGUUCAGUGCCAAUUCCUGCUACCUCUAAAACACCUAUGUAUCCUUCACCUAAGACUUUACUGACAUCUGCACAUUCCCCAGUUUCACUGAGUACUAAAGAAAUGAUAAAAACUAUAGUCAUGAAAACAACUGGUGCCAUGACUGCAUUCUCAGAGCUGAAGAUUACACCUUCUGCAACUUCAGAACUUAAAUAUGCAACCUCCAUUGGGAGAACUGCAGACACUAGAGAAAGUAGUCAGACUUCACAUGUACAAAGAAAUAUUACUAAGACAAAAUCUACAACUACUGAGAAAUCUUCACUGCUACACUCGACGUUCUCUUCUGUUCAGACUACUUCCUUGCCCAGUCAAAGCAGCAUAACUUCAGGAAAAUCUGUCUCUAUUUCUGAAGUCACAGAUGUACCGCUAUCAGAUUGGUCCAGAAUUCCACCACAGAGAACAAUCAAACCUUACUAUAAUCUAACAGAACCAGAGCAAGUGGGGAUUGGAGAAUCGCAGAGCACCACUGUAACAGCUUCAUCUCAUUUCAGUUAUGCAAAGGUGCUGUCUUCUACUACAGAACCUGUGGAAACGCAAGCUUCACUGACAGACACAGACAUGAUGAUGACAGUUACAGCUGGCCAUGCUUCAUAUGGCACAAUGAUACAUACACUGAUGUCAUCUUCCUCAGAUUGUAUGCCAAGAUACAUUGAACCUGUAGACAGAUGUAGCCAGUAUGUAUGCAUUAAUAUGGGAUGGAUGUUGUAUAACGUUUCAAGGAACUGCCAUAAGAACGUGGAAAAACCUGACUGUGGUUUUCGAGGAAUGCCAGUUCAAGUUAACAGUGAUAGCUGUUGUCCAGAAUGGGAAUGUCCCUGUCAAUGUUCUGUACUGUCUGAACUGAGCAUUAUUACAUUUGAUGGAAAUAACAUAGCCCUCUAUAAUAUGGCUUCCUACAUUUUAGUCAAGCUCCCAGGAGAAAUAAUUGUUGCUCAUAUUGAAAAGUGUCCCACUAAUCGGAGUGCAAAUUCAAUAAGAAAACUAGUUUCACCUGGAGGCACUUCAGGGCUCUGUUUUAAGAAAUUAAAUGUAACAACACCUACAAAUAAAGUACUCAUCAACCGCUUGGCAAGAAAGGUAGUAGUGGAUUCUGUAAUUCAACCAUUACCUUUCUCAAAACAUGGACUAUGUAUUCAGGAUACUGGUGCCAUGUACGUCAUUAACACACCUGCUGGCAUUAGCAUUAAGUGGGCUCAUGUUACAGGCAUUAUAGAUAUACAAUAUGGCUUACAUUCUAACACAUCUACCAAGACAGAAGGACUUUGUGGUGUGUGUAAUGGAGACCCAGUUGAUGACCUCAAGAUGCAAAAUAGGACUAUAAUUACAAAUAUGGAAGAAAUUGAAGCAUUUAUUAAAAGUUGGGAAAUUGAGAAAUCAGUUGAUGUAACAACCAGGAGGCCAGUAAGAAAUUGUACUGAAGAUAACUGCACUUACUGUAUGGAGCUGUUAAACAGAAGAGUUUUUGUCCCAUGUCACAAAAAACAUCAAAUAUACAUUCCUUCUUCCAGUCAUCAUGUUUGUUGUGGAACCUGCCAAAAUGUGUCUUGUACUUUCUAUACUGAAAAUGGAACACUAUCUGUACAUGAAGAGGGAAGCACCUGGGUCUCCAAUUGCACCAAAUAUGAGUGUGCAAAGACUGCUGUAGGUGCUAUGAUACUGGGAUCUAGUGUUGUCUGCCCCCCUUUUAAUGAGACUGAAUGCACAAAGAAUGGAGGCACUGUACAGACUUAUAAUGAUGGCUGCUGCAAGACGUGUUCUGGAUUGGGUGUAUUACCCUUUGCCAUUAGCCCUGUAGUCUCUACUGAUAGUAUAAAUUGUGAACCAGGUAGAAAGGAAGAAAGGAUUUGCCAGAAAGUGACAGUCAGAACAACUAUAAGAAAAAGUGACUGUAUAAGUCAGAGGCCUAUAAAUGUGGCUUCCUGUGAAGGGAAAUGCCCCUCAGCUACAAUUUUUAAUGUCAAUAUCGAUAGCCAUUUAAGAUUCUGUAAAUGUUGUCGUGAAAAUGGAGUACAGAACCUGACUGUGCCACUAUACUGCUCAGGAAAUGGCACUGAAGUGAUGUACGUCAUCCAAGAGCCUACAGACUGUUCAUGCCAAUGGAAUUGAACAUCUGAUGGAUUCCGUGUACCUGAUUUCACAGUGAGAAUUGAAGUUGGCUUCCUAUCAUUGAAUUAUAUUUUUUUUGGCAUUGGGCAGACUGAAUAAAUACUAUAUAGAAAAAUAUAUUUUAACAGUAAUGUUUCAGCCAACUUGGUUUCUUAGCAAAUUUAGUAAAAAUUGCAUAGAAAUAUUACAGCAAAAACA